This is a messenger RNA of Cetraspora pellucida, 605 nucleotides long. NCBI's taxonomy places the organism in Eukaryota, Fungi, Glomeromycota, Glomeromycetes, Diversisporales, Gigasporaceae. The record is from the annotation of a GenBank genome assembly.
AUUAUUUUGAACCAAUUCAACCUCAUAGUUUUUUAGAUUUGCACAAAGUAACAAUGCGAGAAACCAGUGGUCGUACUAUUAAGGGUGUACGCUAUAUUUUGUCCAAACGGUUUCAUUGUAUUCAUAGCCACACUGUCAAAUUAAAGCAAGAGAAACAUAACAAUAGUGAAACCAAUAUAGAAAGAACACGAAUGCGUGACACUAAUUGUUCAGCAACGUCAAGUAUUCAACUCCUUAAACGAACAGAUCCUUAUCCAUGCAUUAUCACUUUAUAUUUUCAUCAUAAUCACCCUCUUGGAUCUAGCCAUGUCACGGGCUUCCGUCCAAUUUCAGACAAAACAAAAGAUGAACUCUUUAAGCUCUUUGAAAAUGGGCAUAAUCCUAGUAGCGCAUACCAUACAUAUUGGGAACAACUACAGAUAAAAUGUGAUAAUGAUGAAGAAAUUCUAGCCGAUAGAGCUAUUGCUCCCUGUAAAAAUGAUGUUUUUUAUCUUUAUAAAAAACAUCGUGACCAAUAUUUAGGUGCACAAAAUGGAGAAGAUAUGUUCGAUCGGUUGGAAAAAGAAGUCGCAGAAUUUAACCAUAAUAAUAAAGGAAAUGCAUGA